Molecule: messenger RNA, 3860 nt
Organism: Physeter macrocephalus (sperm whale)
Lineage: Eukaryota; Metazoa; Chordata; Mammalia; Artiodactyla; Physeteridae
Gene: XRCC3
Product: X-ray repair cross complementing 3
Exons: 6
Coding region: 491-1477 (328 amino acids)
Biological process (GO): double-strand break repair via synthesis-dependent strand annealing; resolution of mitotic recombination intermediates; t-circle formation
Cellular component (GO): Rad51C-XRCC3 complex; replication fork
Molecular function (GO): four-way junction DNA binding; ATP-dependent DNA damage sensor activity; ATP binding
Source: RefSeq, a predicted model, not a curated record
AGGUGGCCCAGGCGUGGGAGGACCUGUGUGGCCACCCAAGGUCCCAGGGCUGGACACCCCAGGGCAGGUCAGCCUCUGGAUAACCGAGUUCUGCAGAGUAUGGAGACCAAACGAUUCCUUUUGGAUUUGUUAACAGAUCGCCAUGGAGACACGCUUAAGGGAGCUCACACCGGCGAACGCAAAGCAGGCUCCACUCGGGUGAGCCUAGCGCACACGGGCCUCUCACUGUAUCCGGCGCCGUCACCCCAGAGUGGUUCUGAGUUACCGAACAGUCGCCCGGACAGAAGCGCCGCCUUAGACGUCUCUCAGUGCUGUUCCUGGUGCAGUGAAGCCUCUCCAAGCUCUGGGCUGAGGGUGUGGCCCUGUCACAAAGGGAACCGCACACCCGGGCUCUGUCACUCGGCUCCCGGGCUGUUCGAGGGGACGACAGGCACGUCAGAAUUCGUGUCCCUGGGCAUUCGUCCAUCUCUGUGGUCACCCCAUUGAGAAUAUGGAUUUGGAUCAGUUGGAUCUGAAUCCUAGAAUUAUUGCUGCAGUUAAGAAAGCCAAACUGAGGUCAGUGAAGGAGGUUCUGCAUCUUUCUGGACCAGACCUGCAGAGACUGACCCGCCUCUCCGGCCCCGACGUGCAGCGCUUGCUGAGGGCGGCCUCCUCGCACCUGCGGGGAAGCAGCGUCUGCACAGCGCUCCACCUGCUCCGGCAGAAGGACCAGUUCCCCGAGCAGCACCAGCGCCUGAGCCUGGGCUGCCCCGUGCUGGACGGGCUCCUCCGCGGCGGGCUGCCCCUGGACGGCAUCACCGAGCUGGCUGGACGCAGCUCCGCCGGGAAGACCCAGCUGGCGCUGCAGCUCUGCCUGGCCGUGCAGCUCCCACGGCGACACGGAGGCCUGGGGGCCGGUGAGUGCGGCCACUUCGGGGGGCGGGCAGGGGUCCUGACCUGUCACCUCGUGGGCACCUGCCAUCGAGGCCAGAGGCUGCCCCUGGGGGCCGUUUUCCAUGGUUCCCGUCUCUGUCUUCACAACCGCUCUGCUAUUCCUGCCUCAGGAGAGGGAGGGGGGCCAGGGGCCCCUCGGUGGGAGGGAAAGUGCAGAGCCCUGGGGCCUGGCCGAGGGGGGACAGAGCCGGCCUCGGGUGACUCCGUUAAGUGGCGUGUCCCUGCAGAGGCCUGGCCCGUGGCCACUGUGACCGCAUUAAAUGUGGGGCCUGAGGCACAUUUUCCUGAGAAGGUGACUUCCCAAAUCAGGUCUGAAAGGCCCAGUUUUGAAAAGAAUGGCCAAGCGGCUCUGGAGUUAUUUUGGAUCCUGCGCUUCAGAAAAUGUGGAGCUCCUCCCCGCCGACCCUCAAAUGCUGGGCCGCCUUGCCGCCAGCUUCUCGAAGCCCCUCUGUGGGCGGGCGCCCCGCUCACCUGUCCCAGUGAGACGCCCGAUGGGGUGUGGCGCGAGGAGCUUCGAGGGCCGUGCGAUUGGGUUUGGCUGUGACCCUUCUGUCCGGGCCUCUCCCGAGACGUGGAGAACAUGGGCGCCGCGGCGUUGUGACGAGCGUCUCGGCCACGUCGGCGGCUCCGCAGGCAUCCCUGCCCCCGGGAAUGGGCUGGAAUGUGCCAGGGAAGGUUAGGGAGGCCCCAGGGGUUGGGAGCUCGCCACUGACACGGUCAGACGGUGCUUCUCCCUCCAUUUUGCAUCUCUUUUCCAAGUUCGAAAGUCUGUUGAAACAGAAUCGGGUCAAAAUGAAAGUUACACGCUCACAAAUAGGGCGCGCGGACGUGGUGUCGGUGCUUCUGGUUCUUCUCUGGGUCCCCUCCCCGGGGCGGUGCCGUGACCGGUACGGUGAGAGGAACGGUAGGUUCAGCCGUGGCCCUGAGAGUCCUGGUGGGGCUCAGCCAGCGCACCGCCGGAUCACAGGCCUUUCUUAUUUAUUUAUUUAUUUUGGGCUGCGUUGGGUCUUCGUUGCUGCGCGCGGGCUUUCUGCAGUUGUGGCGAGCGGGGGCUGCUCUUCGUUGGGGUGCAUGGGCUUCUCACUGCGGUGGCUUCUCUCGUUGAGCACGGGCUCUAGGCACGCGGGCUUCAGUGGUUGUGGCGCACGGGCUCAGCAGUUGUGGUUGGCGGGCUCUAGAGCUCAGGCUGUGUAGUUGUGGCGCAGGGGCUUAGUUGCUCCGCGGCACGUGGGAUCUUCCUGGACCAGGGCUCGAACCUGUGUCCCCUGCACUGGCAGGCGGAUUCCUAACCACUGUGCCACCAGGGAAGUCCUGAGGCCUUUCCUCUUUAUUUAACUCAGUGGUUUUUAGCAUUUUCACAAAGUUGUGCACCCACCACUACUGUCUAGUUCCAGAACACUUCAUCACCCCAAAAAGAAGCCCCACCCCUAUGAGCAGUCACUCCGCACUCUCCCCUCCCCCAGCCCCUGGCAACCGCCCAUCUGCUCCCUGUCUCUGGAUUCGCCUGUUCUGCACAUUUCAAAUAAAUGGGAUCAUGCAAAUGUGCCCUUUUACUCAGCAUAACUAGUCUUCAGGGUUCACCCACAUUGGAGCAUGUGUCGGUUCUUCAUUCCUUUGUAGGGCUGAAUAAUGUUCCAUCGUGCGUACAGACCACAACUUAGCUACCCUUUCAUCCGCUGACAGUCGUGCGGGUGGUUCGCACCUUUUGUUCGUGCGUGGCUUUGGGUGGACACCUAGGAGUGGGAUUGCUGGGUCGUAUGGUAGCUGCGUGUCUCGCUCUUUGAGGAACUGCCAGACUGUUCUCGGCAGCGGCUGCACCGUUUUCCUUCCCAUCAACGAUGUAGGAGGUUCCAGGCCCUCCGCGUCUGAGCCGACGCUUGUCCCUCUGACGCCAGCGUGGGUGGUCUCUCGCUGUGGCACUGACUGCAUUCCCCUUGUGGCUAGUGAUCUUGGCCAUCUGUGCACCUGCUGCUGAUUCCUGUGUUUUUGGAGAAAUGUCUAGUCCAAUCUCUUGCCCAUUUAAAAGCUUGGGUUAUUUGUCUGUGGAGUUGUAGGAGACCUUUAUCUAAUCUGGAUACUAAACUCAUCAGAUGAACGAUUUGCAGUAUUUUCUCUAUUAAGUUGUCUUCUCCCUCACUUGUUGGUGUCCUUUCCAGCACAGUUUUUCACUUUGAUGAUGUCCAGUUUGUUUCUUGCUUGUGCUUUUGGUGUCAAAUCCAAGGAUCCACUGCCCAGUCCAAGGUCAUGAGAUUUAUCCCUGUGUUUUCUUCUAAGAGUUUUAUGGUUUGGGCUCUCAUAUUUGAUCCAUUGUGGUUUAGUUUUCCCAUAUGGUAUGAGGUAAGGGUCUAAUGCCAUCCUUUUGCACGUGGGUGUCUCUCUGUCCCAGCGCCAUUUGUUAAAAAGACUACUCUUUCCCCACUGAGUUGUCCUGGGGCCUUUGUUGAGAAUCAGUGGCCCCUGGUUCUUUUCAGCACAGGACUCCGGGGGCACCUUCUGGUGGGGAUGCCAGGCCCCUGGUGAUGCAUCGCCUGUGUUUUGUUUACUGGCUUCUCCAGGCGCAGCAGAGACAGUUACCACCGGGUAGCCCAGAACCGUAGGAGGAGCCUUGACAGUGGAAUUGAGGGAACAUCCGCCCAACAGGGCCUGGGAGGGGCAUCUCCCUGUGUCUGCAGAAGGGGGCGUUCCCGAAAGCCGGGAGCCCCUACAGUUCCCCUCGGUCCCCCUUGGACAGCCCAGGGUGGGCAGACCCACAGGGUGAAGUUCCGGCGGCGAGGGGCCCGCGGGGAGAGGUGGGCGCCGGCCGGCCCCCGUGCUGGGUCGGAGGGGCAGACCCAUGAGAGGCAGUGCAGGAAGGAGAGGGUCGUUGGCCUUUGGUGGGGCGGCCUCAGGCCGCCGCCAGCUGCCCUCCGCCCCGCGGCUUCCCAGGG